AUGGCAGGAUGCGUGGUUGAUACCAGCUAUUUAGCAUCUCCGGAUUUCAUGGUGCUAGCCUCCCAUUGUAUAUCUUGCCUAGAGAUUCCUGUAUCAAUUUUCGGUUUUUACUGUAUAAUAUUCAAGACACCGAAGGAAAUGAUAUCGUUGAAAGGAUUACUUUUAAACUUGCACUUCUGGAGUACUCUGUCUGACAUUUGUAUUAGCUUUAUUGGUAUUCCAUAUAUUUACUACCCAGAAAUCGCUGGGUAUGGAUUGGGUCUUGUGAAUUUAUCUGGAUUUUUGUAUUAUCUUGGUCUUAGUUUACUCACUGCAACGGUCGCAUCGACUUUUGCAAUAUUCGAAGAUCGCUACGUGAAACUUUCCGAAGAGAAUACUCUCUGGAGACGAUAUUACAGGAUACCAUGCCUUUUCCUCGUCUACUUCUCAGUCCCAUUCCACUUCUUGCCUCCAUUUCUGAAUAUUCCGGAGCAGGAGCAAGCUCGUCUUCAUGUUAUGAAAGCUCUUCCAUGUCUGCCUCCAUUUACAUAUAACAAUAAUAUGAUGUUUGUGGCAAGCAUCGAUCUAAAAAUUCCAUUUAUCUGCUUGGUGUUUAGUUGCAUGUUUUUUACUGGUGCAACUCUAACUUUUCUCGGAUUAACUCUGAAAAAGUUGGCAUCCAUCAAAACUCGCUCAGCUUAUUCUACGAAAACAAUAGAAUUUCAGAGAAAACUGAUAAGAGCAACCGCCUCAACGAUAAUAAUUCUGCUAACCCCAACUCUAAUAGUCAUUUUGCUCAUAGCUACCCGGUAUCAUAACCAGAAGCUAAAUAAUCUGGUCCACUUGAUCUUGUCGGUACACGGAAUCGAAUCUACUAUUGUGAUGGUUUUGGUUCACAAACCAUAUCGAGAGAUCUGGACCUCGAGGUGUUUGACAGGCGAGAGACACAGAGAUAUGCGUGCACAUGUUGGAUGUGUUAGGAACUACGGUUUAAGCUAA
This is a messenger RNA of Caenorhabditis elegans, 978 nucleotides long. The record is from the annotation of a RefSeq genome assembly. NCBI's taxonomy places the organism in Eukaryota, Metazoa, Nematoda, Chromadorea, Rhabditida, Rhabditidae.